AUGCAACUUCUGUGCGAUGGAACUAUCAGCGGCUACGGCGUGGUGUACGCUGGUUUCACCAAUGACAGUCACUUCCUCAAGGCCAACUACACCGAGCACCAAUUGGCGCUGCCUGGUGCCAUCCAGUCGUGUCUCUACAUCACUGCUAUGGGUCUUGCCAGUCCAUUGGUAAACUUGCUGGGAUUUCAGUGGGUUGCAUGUGCUGGCGGUUUGUUAGCAGGUCUCGCAAUGACAGUUGCCAGUUUCUUUGACAACAUCACAUGGAUCGUUGUAUUCUAUGGAUUCUUCUCUGGCCUGGGAUUAGGCGCUGUCUGCAUCUGUGCCGUAGUCUCGGUAACGUAUUACUUUGAGAAAUACCGUGGAAUAGCCUCCGGGAUAGCAGCGUCAGGCAACGGCCUUGGGUACAUCUUGGUUCCACUGCUGUUGAAUUUCCUUACUGGCGACCAGGGCGAGGAUGGUGUGUGGAGACACGCGGUCCUCAUCUACUCCCUCGUCGUUGCCGGUGUGAUCUUCACGCUGGCCUUAAUGCUGAGACCAAUUGAAAUUGAGGCUCCGACUCUUCAAGAAAUCCUCGAUAUCGAAGAGAUGCUGAUUGUUUCCUCCCAAACCACACUGCAUCAGUCCUCAAGCAAAGCUCCGAAAACCACGAAAUCUGCACUAGAACCAAUCAAGGAAUCGGAAACCUUAAUUGUUAAGCCAGAAAGAAGCCCUCCAGGCGAGCAGGAGACGGCGUCAACGGAAAUAUUUGCGUCUGCACCAACAAUCUUGGGAGGCCAAUUAUCUCAUGAACAAAGGUUGCAAUUCAGUCGACUGUGGAAUCGACCAACUGUUGGCGAGGGAUCUUUUCCAGCUUCCGAUGGAGAUGUUGAGCAAACCCUUUUGACGAAACCUUCAACGUCAGUUACGAAUGGCGAUAAAAAUGGCCCAUCAAUCCACACGAGCAAUCCUGAUGGUCUGGGACACUUUCGUCUCCAACCGAGCUACCUCCAUUCGAAGGUGUCGACGACCAGUGCAGUCGCGAAGCCACUUUCACGACCAGACGGUUUCUUUCUGUCGAGUCUUAAGAGUCUACGGAACCUCGAUCGUAGCAUCUCUGUCGUUCAAAUGGACGUUAACACACAGCUGCAGUUGCUCGAGAAGCAAGCCACCUUCUCGGAUAUUUGUCCCACCAUUGUCGCAUCCCCGGACGAUGCCAUUCGGAGCUCUGAAUCGCUCGGACCUGUGUCUUCUAAGGGCAUGGACAAGGUCUCCUUCAAGCAGCGACUUGUUCGGAUGCUCGAUUUGAGCCUCUUUUGCAACUACGCAUUCCUCGUGCUAGCAGCUUCGUUCACUUUCUGCCAGCUGGCGUACUUCGUGCCCUUUGUGUACUUCUUCAGUUUUGUGCUGGAAUCGGGUCUUUCGAGGGGCAGUGCAAUGUUGUUGAUAACCAUUCUAGGCAUUCUUCAUACUUUUGGAAGGCUCUUCGGUGGGGCCUCGGCCAAUAUUCCAAAGGUUGAUAUCGUUCUGAUCGCCUCAGCAUCGUGCCUACUCUGUGCCGCCUGCCAUCUUGCUCUGCCCUUCUUGCCCACAUACUUCAGCGUUCUGGCGGUAUAUUCUGCGUCGUUUGGCUUCUUGUGUGGUGUGCCGUGUCCAACACAGCCUCUGCUGUUCGUUCGAUUCCUUGGACUCGGAAGACUGACGAUGGCUUUUGGCUACGCAAGCAUCCUUAAAGGUUUGGCGGCGGCUGUUGGACCAAUCAUUGCUGCCUACGUCAAGGACGCCACUGGAAGUCUCCAUGGCGUGUUCUACUGGUGUGGUGGAUGUUUUGCCAUGUCAGGACUGCUUCUCUUCCUGGUCUAUAUUCCAAUCACCGGCGUGAAAAAUGGCGGCUGUCACAGACGAGCCCGAAAGUCUCACGAUGGGUAG
Mesocestoides corti is the source of this 1905-nucleotide messenger RNA. NCBI's taxonomy places the organism in Eukaryota, Metazoa, Platyhelminthes, Cestoda, Cyclophyllidea, Mesocestoididae. The record is from the annotation of a GenBank genome assembly.